Molecule: messenger RNA, 770 nt
Organism: Acaulospora colombiana
Lineage: Eukaryota; Fungi; Glomeromycota; Glomeromycetes; Diversisporales; Acaulosporaceae
Source: the annotation of a GenBank genome assembly
CCGUCUACAUCCUUACCUAUGGUGGAGGUAUGGUAUCUGGUGACAUAGUUUCUAUUGAAGUUGAGACUCAACAGAAUGUAAACCUGAUGCUCUUGACACAAGGCUCAACAAAAAUAUAUAAGCGAAAAAAUCGGGAGCACACCCAAAAUCAAGAAACCAUCCAUUCAGUGGGCACACAACAGAGGCUCAAUGCGCAUAUACAGAAAAAUUCAAUGCUACUUCAGUUGCCCGAGCCUACCACGUGUUUUCAUGCCGCAGACUAUUCCCAACGUCAGAAAUUCUCAUUGGAGAAUGAUACAUCUUCUGUAGUGAUUCUAGACUGGUUUACUAGUGGAAGGAUGUCACGUGGGGAGCGUUGGGAGUUUGCAAGUUAUGAAUCAGGAAUAGACUUACUAGUUGGCGAAAAAUUAAUUUUUCGUGACGUAGUAUUCCUAAAAAAUGAUUUUGAGAAUAAGGAUGUGAAUGAAAUUCAUCGUCGCUUAGAGCCCUAUGAAUGUUUUGCAACAUUAGUGAUCUAUGGACCUAAAACAAUUUCGAUAACAAAUCGUGUACUAAAUGAAUAUGAUAAAAUAGUAGUGGGUAAGACGAAUAGAAUAAUUGAUUUAACGUGGUCAGCUUCCGCGCUUUGUUUUGAAAGGGAAAAGGUAAACGGAGUGGUUAUCAAGAUAGCGGGAAUAACCACCGAAAUGGUAAGGAACUUUUUGGUCCAUGUUGCUUUGAAGGGCUUGGAUGAGAUAAUUGGUGAGAAUUUAUUUGAAAGAGCUCUAUAA